Notodromas monacha is the source of this 963-nucleotide messenger RNA. Lineage: Eukaryota; Metazoa; Arthropoda; Ostracoda; Podocopida; Cyprididae. The record is from the annotation of a GenBank genome assembly.
GGAUUUGAACGAGCCCAAGCUGAGCCGGGAGACAGUUUCCAUGUCCGAGCUUUGUUCGACCGGAUAGUGGAAGGCUCAUCGGUGUCGUCGUCGUCCGCACUUUCUGGCCCUGAAGCCCACGAUAGACCCUUGUCCUUCAGGCAUGGUGACAUCCUGUUUGUGGACAAUACUAUGUUCAAUGGUGUGCCGGGGCAGUGGAGAGCCUGGUUGGUGGAUCCCAUCACUGGCCAUCCUGUUUCUUGUGGACUGAUACCCUCGAAAGAAAAGGUUGAAGAAGAACUCCUGAUCCGUCGAGGGAUCGGCAUCGAAUUCGACAUGGAAGCCCCACAGCUCCACUACGCACUCGGUGGUGGGCUGACUUCAUCCACAACAUCUGGAGCUUCAUCAUCGUCAACCCGAAGUCGAGGACUCGCCUACGCCAGAAGAUCCUUUUUCCGCCGUAAGAACAAGUCUGGGGCGUCUGGAGGCGCCACUGGAGCAGAUGCGUCUUCUUCUUCCUCAUCGUCCAAUGCAGCUGUGACUCUGCGGUCGUCGUCGUCGUCCUCUUCUAGCUCGUCGCACGGAGCCAAAGAACUGGCGUCGUUUUGCGACGUUUCGCUGUAUGCUGGAUAUGGAACCCAGGACGGAUCUGGGUUCGAUGCGACCCUGCGAGAGGAUUUGGCCUUGCCCAGUUAUCAGCGAGUCAGGCGAUUCAACUAAGAAGUGAAACCGAACAAGGGAAUGCUGAACCUGCAUUGCGUGUUGGACGUUAGCUUGCAGUCCGUCGGCCAAUUGCAAACCCGUGGGCUGCCCGCGAUUGUGCUGUUCAUCAAAUUCAAGUCGAUCAAGCAGAUCCGUGAAGUGAAGGAUACGCGUUUGGGAGAGAAGAUAUCCGCGAAAGUUGCCAAAGAAAUGUUUGAGCAUGCCCAGAAGAUUCAGUCGGAGUUCAGUCACGCGAUUUCCGAACAGGGUUUACUGACUUGA